AUGCAGAAAGCCGUGCGGCCCCUUCAACAAACAGCCAAUAGCUGGGCAGCGAGACACUUGACUCGAUUGCAAGAGGCGCCUGCUGGUUUGAUCCGGGAACUACAGGCGUUGCUGAACAAACUGAUCUGGUCGAACAUCGAUUCAAUUUGUGAACGUCUCGUGGCCAAGCUCGUCUCGUUGGAGGACGCAAACGAAGAUGAAAUCUUGCGGAAAUUGAUUGUGAUGAUGCUGGAGCAAGUUACCGAUCAAGGCCCUUGGUCGGAGAUGUAUGCCAAGCUAUGCCAUAAACUGCACCUUGAACUCACCGAUAGGUGGCAUGGCGGUCGAUGGUUCCCCUACUACAUCGCCUGUACAUGGCAUCAGCGAUUCGAAUGGCAGGCCCACCACUUGUCGCCCGAAAUGGGUGCAACCAACAAAGACGAUGACUAUCACGCUGCGCUGAGGAUACGUCGACGUCUUGGCCUCACCCGUUUUCAUGCAGAAUUAUAUAAGUUGAACUUCUUAAAAGAUUGCCACUUACAUCAUCACAUCAAGUCUUUGUUGCAAAAUCAUACCGAAAUCCAAGAAAAUCUAGUCUAUCUAAGGUAUCUCCUGAUCAACUGCGGUAAACUACUCGAUCAACCAAAGGCGCAGAGCUUUAUGAAUCUUUACUUCGAUACAUUGAUAAGGGUGUCUCAGAGUCCACUUGUCUGUUCACGCACUCGAUUCAUGAUCCAGGAUAUCCUUGACGCACGUAGAAACGGUUGGAACAGGCGUAAAGUGGGCGGCGACAACUCGCUUGACGUUGAUCGGCCAGCCAGAUCAGCCGCCCCAGACGCACAGUCACAUCACGAUCUAGACCCCUCAAGCACGCACAAAUCCUGCCAAACAGAAUUCGAUGCCAGUUCAAAUGAUAAGAGAAAACUCCUCGAAAGUGCCGACGAGAACUUCGUUUCCACAGGGACGCCAAUUCACAUCUUGGCCGAUGACCAGCAGAAGGCAUUACUGGAAACCGUCCUGUAUCAGCAGCGACUCGAGUUGCAGGCAGUCAACGGAAACAUUUCGAGCCAAGGCUGGACUAACGUAACUGAUCAGAUGAAAAGGAAAUUUGGCCAAGACUUUCAACCCAGGGGGUUAAGAAAUCACCUCUGUCGCAUCCAUGAAACCUAUCUCGACCUCAAGUUUUUACAGAAUCGAUUUGGAUUCAUAUGGGAUGAGAAAAACUGUAUAAUAACCGCUGCCCCAAAAGCCUGGGAUCAACUCAUUAAGGAAAAUCCUGAAAAGAAGUAUCACUGGCUCCGGAACCCACGAAGUAUGAUCGGGUGGUACUGUCUUGCGCAACAGGUCUUCAACGGAGUACCUGUACGCAACAGAGGAACUCUUGUGUUUUUCAAUAACAACGUGAACAAGAGAGAGGACAGCCAGAACGAUGCUGCCAACUCGACAAUCGCUAGUGGUUCUGCAGACCCGACGAUUCCACUUAUCAGCAAGAGAAAAAAUGAAGCAAUUGCGUCGGAUAAUCACAGCGAUCUCUCCCAUGUGGAUCCCUUAUCUUCAUCAGCCUCUCGGGUCAUCAAACAGCCACGACUUUCCAAUCUCACUCCCACGGCCAAGGAGAACGGCGAUCGUUCUUCAGAAACUGUCCCGGCAAACGCAUCCGAAAAUACGACACAACCGACUCCAGUAAUACAAAGUGAAGACAGCCUACGUGAUCCCCCGAUAGAAGCAGCGACGUCGAUGAUGCUCUGUGCGACCGAACGAAACAACGAGCCAACUUCAUCAAGUUUUGUUGACAAUGACGUCUGCAUGGCUCCCUCCUCAUCGACCCCUCGAGCGCAGCACAACCCAGUUGAACAUUCCGAACGCGCAGAGAGGGAGGAGAAAGCAGUUGUCAACGACGUGGCAGAGAGCGAGACAAAGCUCAACGAUGAAGAUCAUCAGAAAUCAACGAACCCCACGAUCCAAGCCAUCUCGUUGAUGGCCCCCAUGCUUGUCGAUCAAGUCAGCCCUCUGGAAUUCGUCAAGUUUGUCCAGGUCGUCGAAAACCACACCAAUGCCCAAAUCUUCUUAUCUCUUGUAUCUAGCACUAAUCCUAUCAUUUGUAAGAUUUGGCUGCAGCAAAAAUCGCUUUAA
This is a messenger RNA of Puccinia triticina, 2112 nucleotides long. RefSeq lists its product as uncharacterized. The transcript is spliced from 3 exons. Gene Ontology annotation, molecular function: mRNA binding; protein binding; translation initiation factor activity. The record is from RefSeq and is a predicted model, not a curated record. The coding region runs from base 1 to 2112 and encodes 703 amino acids. Gene Ontology annotation, cellular component: eukaryotic translation initiation factor 4F complex. NCBI's taxonomy places the organism in Eukaryota, Fungi, Basidiomycota, Pucciniomycetes, Pucciniales, Pucciniaceae.